UGACAAGCAGAGCGCGCUUCGAUCACUUGUGAAACGAGAAUGGCGUGUUUGGGUUAGGUAUAUAAGCGGAAAAUUCACAAUUUCAAUUUUAAUGACUCGAAUAAUGAACAAAAAUCAAGUUAAAUAAACUCAACACAGUGUUUAUUAUUGUAGAGUUUUAAACAUAUACAAUAACAACAAUGGAGGUCGAAUAUCUAACGAAAGAACAAUUGGAAGGUUUUGAUAAGUACAAGUACAGUUGCAAAGACACUGGCCCUCUCAGCAUUUACGUCAUGCACCCCUUCUGGAACUGGUUAGUUCAAUUUUUCCCCCGUUGGGUGGCCCCAAACUUGAUGACUUUCUCAGGAUUUAUUCUCGCUGUUGUAACAUUUUUACUAUUCACUUGGAAGGAUUACAGUUUUUACGCUUCCGACCCGGACCAUCCAGAAUACCCAGCGCUCCCCCAAUGGACGUUUACAGUGGCAGCUUUAUUUUUAUUUUUAGCGUACACUUUAGAUGGCAUCGAUGGGAAGCAAGCCCGCAGGACCGGCUCCAGUGGCCCCCUGGGAGAAUUAUUUGAUCACGGGUUGGAUUCUUUCACAGCCGGAUUGAUUCCGGUCUCCGCGUAUUCUCUUUUCGGUCGCGGUUCCAAAUACAGCAUCAUUCCAUUUCGAAUGUUUUUCAUCUUGUGGAAUAUUUUAUACAAUUUUUAUUUGUCCCAUUGGGAGAAGUACAAUACGGGUGUCUUAUUCUUGCCUUGGGGCUACGAUUUCUCAAUGUGCGGAACCAUUUUAAUGUUUCUAAUAGCCGGGGUCACGGGACACGAAAGUUGGCAGUUUGUUUUACCUGGGGGAAUCACAACAGGCCUCAUGUUUGAAAUUUUGAUAUACAACAUGGCUCUGGUCACAAAUAUACCUGUCAUACUUUACAAUAUUUAUAUAUCCUAUAAGGACAAAACUGGACAUAUGAGAACGUUUGGUGAAGCGAUGAGGCCUCUAGUUCCUGUCACACUGUUUUUUUUUCUUACUUUAAUGUGGGUCAUAUAUUCACCUGGAAAUAUUAUUGAGAGGGAUCCCAGAGCAGUUUUUGUUAUAAUUAGUACGAUUUUUUCAAAUAUUUGCUGCCGACUAAUCGUGGCUCAGAUGAGCAAUACAAGAUGUGAAAUUUUUAAUUGGAUUUUGGUUCCUACAACUUUUAUUAUUUUCCUUUGCAUCUGGAUGAAUAGCCCUAUGAUUGAGCUGUUACUGACGUACAUUCUAUGUAUUUUAAGUACAAGUGCACAUAUCCAUUACGGAACUCAUGUUGUGCAGCAAAUGUGUAAACACUUCCGAAUCAAUUGUUUUAGUAUACAGAAACCCUCAGAUUGACUAGUUACAGACAUCGCCUGAUUUUGCUGUAUUUCAAGCAUUUAUUUAUUUUUAAGAAUCCAUCUUACAUCACAGUCAAAAAAAUUGUGUUAUUAAUUAUUAGGUGUCUGGCUUUACCCAAAGACUAUUUUCGCUUUUGAAUAAUUUAUAUUUAUUGUAAAUAUGACAAGGAAAAUACUCAAAACAGAAACAUGCCUGUAAUUUUACUUUUUAAAUAAAAUUAACAUGUGCCAUUGUGA
Messenger RNA from Tribolium madens (black flour beetle), 1585 nucleotides. RefSeq names its product ethanolaminephosphotransferase 1-like. Lineage: Eukaryota; Metazoa; Arthropoda; Insecta; Coleoptera; Tenebrionidae. Gene Ontology annotation, cellular component: Golgi apparatus; endoplasmic reticulum membrane. The record is from RefSeq and is a predicted model, not a curated record. Gene Ontology annotation, molecular function: ethanolaminephosphotransferase activity. The transcript is spliced from 7 exons. The coding region runs from base 180 to 1346 and encodes 388 amino acids. Gene Ontology annotation, biological process: phosphatidylethanolamine biosynthetic process.